GUAGGGUAUCAUGACACUGAGAUGAGUAGGUCAAGUCGCGAAGCACUACCGUUGCGCUCUGAGUGUUUCAAUGGCAGUGAUCUGCACCCCGAGUCGCCAUGCCUCAAAGACUUAUAACCACAUCACCUUGCAUCCCUUCUUCGUUUCCCCACGCAGGUCGUGCCAAACGGAUCGCGCUGGACGCUUCCCACUCCACAUAAUCACAAUAACGCACAGAGGCACAGAUAUAUUCAUCGCCUUCUCCCAACUAUGGUCGCCAGGCUGCGUACCGCCAUUCACUUCGCCGCCAUCCUCUUUUCUCUACAAGCUGCUGCUCUCCCAGCCUUUCACAUAUAUCUACGGGACGAUGACCCUUCCUCGACUCUUCCUGAUCCAGACCAGAACCAAGACAUCGAGAGCGUCAGGGACUACAUGGGGAAGGCCCUCCAAGCCUACCUCGCGACCCAGAACACGCAGAAGAACGCGACGUUCAUCGCAGAGACAGCGUGGCGCGCGAUUGUCAUCGACACAAAGGGUAUCGAGGAUAGCGCGGAUUCGGCAGGAACUGAUGUUAUGACUGGAGGCGACUCAGCUGGAGACGAUGUUAUGACAGGCAAUACGAAGAGGGACAUUGAUGAGGAUGGAAGCUACGGCCAAGAAGAAUGGUGGAAAAGGUAUUCUGAUGACGAUGACGAGCUCAUGGGCAGUGCCUUGGUCGGCCGACAAGAAGAUACAGAGCUCGGAGACACUGGUUCUGAGGACACCGGUUCUGGUGAUACAGAAUCUUUAGACUCGAGCUCCGGAGACUCAAGUUCUGGUUCCGGAGAAUCGAACUCUAGCUCUGAAAGUUCCGAAGACACUGCAAUCGCUCUCGCCAAUAACGACGUAUACCAUCUCUUCGAUAAAAUAUCAUGGUCGAAGGACGAUCACAUUAACUUCUUCAGUGAUGAAUACAUCCAGUUCACCAAAGAAAUCGGCCAUAUCUAUUCGGGGAAGAAAGCUACUGAAGCCGAGUCGAAGGAGCUCAAGACAUUGGCCGACUUGCAGAGCACGUUGUGCACCGUACAGCUCUCCGACGUCACCGACAAAGCAUACUACUACUACGAACGCAUGAAAAAAUACACCGACGAGGACGCUGGCAGUCAGUCCAGCCAGGAUUUCCAGACGUGGGUGUCGACGGGUUAUGCCAAUUACAAGAUGACAUACGACCAAUGUCAACUGGCACUCAACAAGUACAACAAUCUCGCCGACAAAAUCUUUGGAAAUUUCCGCGGUCCGAUCAACGCUGCCUUGCGUAACAUCGAGCCCUUGGAUUCAGGACAGGUCGAAGUCAGCGGUGUGAAUAUGAUGCUCGGAUCUGGGACCGGAUCGCUAACGGGUCAGGGGAUGUCGGUACCGUACUAUGCCCUUCCUGGAGCUAAGGGCACGGUGGCAGCAUGGAGGAAACAGGCACAAACCGAGGGCGAAGAGGAGUCAGGUGGAACUUUGAGAAAGAGGAAGACCGAAACUGGGGGCGGGAAAACAGAUUCGGAUAAUGGAAAGACGGGUGCAGGCGAUGAUAAGUCAGGUACGGGUAAUGAUACGACAGCAGGUGCGGGCGAUGGGAACACGGAUACUGGAGGGGCUGCAGGAGGGGCCCUGGGUGGAGUUUCCGGAGGAGGUUCAGGUGGCGAUACCGGAGGAACCUCAGGAGGUGAUACCGGAGGCGACACCGGAGAAGGCACGGGUGACGAGUCUGCGGGCGAAAGCACAGAAGAUUCGGGAGGUGAUGGAGGUGACGCAUCGAGCGGAGGUUCGACAGACAGCAGCAACGGAAAGGCUACAUUCAAAGUUCCACCGGGGUACUUCUCCUAUAUCAGCUCCUCAAAGUCUGGGAGCGUUGAAGGGGAAACCGACAACGGCGGCGGCGGGGUCAGCUUUGGAUUCAAGGAUUAUGCGUCCAUCGGAGUGGGCGCUGACAGCAGCAAGACCAGCACAUCGACCGAGCUGAAGAUGAAGAGUUUCAGCAUCGCAUGGAAAGCUGCGCUUCUCCCAGUCCAGCGGGGGAUUUGGUUCGAUGGUUACCGGGUCGCGAGUCUGAUGUCCAACCUCGGGCAAACCGGCAGUGGUGACGACGACAACGACAAGGAGCUCGAUGCAGAGGCCACAAAGUCAUUCGACAAGUGGUUCGGCACCGAAGACAGCCCUGGUCCCGCCGCCGAGUACAACGACAUUGCGCUCAUUAUCUAUCGUCCGAUCUUCACAAUGGAGUUCUCCGACACAAAGACGUAUCAGGAGUUCAAGGAGACGAAGGCUUCCGCUGGAGUGUGCUUCUUCUUCAUUUGUGUCGGAGGAAAUGGGGGAAGUAGUAGCAACAAGACAACGUUCAGCGAGACGUCGAGCUCGGUAACGUAUGAAGACUUGUCAGAUAAUGUUUACUACGCGGGAAGUUUGAAAGGCUCUUUCUGGACACAGUCAGGCGACAGUAACUCAGAAGAGACGCAGGUGGAAAGACGGCUGCUGGACUGGAGGUACGCUACCCCUGCCUCAUGGUAGGCGACCAGGACUAACUUGAAUUCCCAGGCCGUACUGAUCUGCUGAUGCAGAGGACAAGGACGCGUGUGUUUACUAUAG
Molecule: messenger RNA, 2592 nt
Organism: Desarmillaria tabescens
Lineage: Eukaryota; Fungi; Basidiomycota; Agaricomycetes; Agaricales; Physalacriaceae
Exons: 1
Coding region: 250-2514 (754 amino acids)
Source: RefSeq, a predicted model, not a curated record